Molecule: messenger RNA, 2036 nt
Organism: Chaetomium strumarium
Lineage: Eukaryota; Fungi; Ascomycota; Sordariomycetes; Sordariales; Chaetomiaceae
Product: major facilitator superfamily domain-containing protein
Exons: 1
Coding region: 399-1922 (507 amino acids)
Biological process (GO): transmembrane transport
Molecular function (GO): transmembrane transporter activity
Source: RefSeq, a predicted model, not a curated record
AGGGUGUAAGCUGCCAACCGCCCUGCCAACCAAGCUUCAGUUUCUGGUCCUACACUGACAGUUGCCAAAACUUUUGCUUGCACAAUUGGUCGUGAAAAUGGUAAUGCUCUAGAAUUCCGAGGUUGAAAACACAGGAACAAAACAGAGUAAAACCCUAACCCGCUUGCUGUCCCACGAUCACGAAUUCACAUGUGGGGAUUUCCGAUCCCGAGUGGGGUCCCACUUCUUGGCGCCAUUGGCCAAUCACCGACUGACUGGCUGUUCUUUCCGUCGGCAUGAUGAACGGUACCGGUACAGUAAGCAUGGAGGUUACACGGUGACUACUGAGCGAACUUCUUGAACCGUCGUAGCAGCGGUGUCGAGAGUCGCUUGCAUCGAUACUGCUCGCUCUUGGCAAGAUGACGUCCCCGGGCGACGACGACGACGGCAAUAAAAACGCCACGGAGCAGACACCGCUGCUAGUUGCCGUUGCGCAAGAUGCCGGCGCUGACGACCAACAGCAAGACGGCAAUGGCAUCCGUUGGGAUAAUGAUCAUGAUGCCCAUGGCGUCGAUGACAAGCCAUUGCCCUUGUUCCAGAUCGCCGUGCUCUGCUACGCGCGCUGGGUCGAGCCGGUCGCCUUCUUCUCCAUCAUCCCGUACAUCAACCAGAUGGUCCAGGAGAAUGGCAAGCUCGCCGACACCGACAUGGGCUUCUACAGCGGCCUGAUCGAGUCGCUGUUCUCGCUCACCCAGAUGGUCGUCAUGGUCCUCUGGGGCCGAGCCGCCGACCGCUUCGGCCGCAAGCCCGUGCUCGUCGUGUCGCUGGCCGGCGUGUCCUUGGCCACGGCGCUCUUCGGCAUGGCCAAGACCAUCUGGCAGAUGAUCCUCUUCCGCUGCCUCGCCGGCGUCUUUGCCGGCACCAUCGUCACCAUCCGCACCAUGAUCUCGGAGCACAGCACCGCCAAGACCCAGGCCCGCGCCUUUAGCUGGUUCGCCUUCACCGGCAAUAUGGGCAUCUUCGCCGGACCGCUCCUGGGCGGUGCGCUCGCCGACCCUGCGCGGCUGUACCCCGGCGUGUUUGGGAACGUCCGCUUCUUCCUCGACUACCCCUACGCUCUCCCGAGCAUAGUCGUAGGCGCCAUGGGCCUAUCCGCCCUCGUCGUCACUGUGUUGUUUGUCGAAGAGACCCUCGUCAAGCGGCCCGGCGGUGGCGGCGGCAGCAACGAAGAAUCCGCCGCAGCCAAACCCAAAGAAUUAUCCACCCACGAGCUGACCAAAUCCCCCGGGGUGCGCGUGGUGCUCUACACGUAUGGGUACAUCAUGCUGCUCGCCUACUCCUACACCGCCCUCGUGCCCGUCUUCUGGGCCACCAAAGUCUACCUCGGCGGCCUGGGCUUCAGCUCGCUAGCGAUGGCGCUUAUGAUGGGCUUGUCCGGCCUCUCCCAGUCCAUCUGGAUCCUGCUGGUUUUUCCACCGCUGCACCACCGCAUCGGCACCAACGGCGUGCUCCGGGCCUGCGCGAUCGCAUACCCCUUCUUCUUCGCCGGCUACCCGCUCUUCAACGCGCUCCUGCGGCUCGACACACCCGCGACCGUCACGACCUUCUGGGUCGUCGCGCCCGUCCUGCUGGCCCUGGGCUGCGGCGUGAGCAUGUCGUUCACGGCGAUCCAGCUGGCGCUGAACGACGUCUCGCCCAGCCCGGCCACCCUGGGCACGCUGAACGCCCUCGCGCUGUCCAUCUCCAGCGGGGUGCGCUCGUUCUCGCCCGCGCUGUUCACGACUCUGUUUGCGCUGGGUGCCCGCACGCAGUGGCUGGGCGGUCAUGCCAUCUGGGUGGUGAUGACUGCCCUUGCGCUGGGGUUUACGGUGUUGAGUCGGUAUAUGCCGGAUUAUGCUGAGUUAAGGAGGCGGAGGGAGAGGGUUGAUGCCGGGGGGGGUUGAAGAGGGAUGGUUCUAUAACAGCGUAGGUGAAAACAAAAGACUCCGUGUUACUGGGUAGCGCUUCUUCGGGUAACCAGAUAUGAUAUAAAUAGGACAUGGUAUAAAGUCUUGGGA